AUGGCGGAGCGGGCUCGGGGCCGCCGCCCGCCGGGCUCAGAAGCGCGGCCCGUAGGCUGCAGCGAGGGCGAGUGGAGCGCACGGAGGGGUGUGGGACACGGGGCCCGGACCUGUUUCCGUUCCCGGGGGCUGCAGACGCGCGCGGUGCUCGGGACUCUCAGCCGGUUCCUCCGCUUCGGGAGGGCGCCGCCAAGCUGCCCUGGAACGGGUGGGGGAGGAGAAACAAGAUCCCGAGCUGUCGUCUUGAUGCCUCGCAGACAGACGCGGUGGUACCUUGUUCUUAACCCCUCGGCCUUUGUUGCGAUUCGGGAUGGGCAGACACCAGUAGGCCGUGUAGGAAAAUGCUGGGCUGGCGGUGGCGGGGUUGAGGGUGUUGACUCCUGCGCUUCCCUGUUGCAGCAGGAUCAAGGUGAGAAGGAGAACCCCAUGCGGGAGCUUCGCAUCCGCAAGCUCUGCCUCAACAUCUGCGUGGGGGAGAGUGGGGACAGACUGACGCGGGCAGCCAAGGUGCUGGAGCAGCUCACCGGCCAGACCCCGGUGUUCUCCAAGGCCAGAUACACCGUCAGAUCCUUUGGCAUCAGGAGAAAUGAAAAGAUUGCCGUCCACUGCACAGUCCGUGGGGCCAAGGCAGAGGAAAUCUUGGAGAAAGGUCUAAAGGUGCGAGAGUAUGAGUUAAGAAAAAAUAACUUCUCAGAUACUGGAAACUUUGGUUUUGGAAUUCAAGAACACAUCGAUCUGGGGAUCAAAUAUGACCCGAGCAUUGGUAUCUACGGCCUGGACUUCUACGUGGUGCUGGGUAGGCCAGGUUUCAGCAUCGCAGACAAGAAGCGCAGGACAGGCUGCAUUGGGGCCAAACACAGAAUCAGCAAAGAGGAGGCCAUGCGCUGGUUCCAACAGAAGUAUGAUGGGAUCAUCCUUCCUGGCAAAUAAAUUCCCGUUUCUAUCCAAAAGGCCAAUAAAAAGUUUUCAGUGAAAUGUA
Messenger RNA from Ceratotherium simum simum (southern white rhinoceros), 979 nucleotides. NCBI's taxonomy places the organism in Eukaryota, Metazoa, Chordata, Mammalia, Perissodactyla, Rhinocerotidae. The record is from RefSeq and is a predicted model, not a curated record.